AGCGGGGUUAACAACAAGAGUCUGCAGCAAUCAGGCAGCUGGAGCAAAAAAAUAGCUUGAGCUCCCUGAAGAAUAAAACACGGCUUUCUGUGAGCCUUAACAGGGAUUAUCGUACCGGAACGUAGCACAAAGACAUGAUGGCGUGAUGACACAGACAGGAUCAACUUCCUCCAUUGGCCCAAAGAAGUUGACUGACUGCACCUGCAAACAUCCAGAAGCACAAAACAUCUGUAGGGUGAUUUCUGUGGUGCCCACCAUGUUGGCAGCAGGUUGGAGGAUGAUAUUCACCUGACAGACAUCAAAAAUGAAGAUUGAGCAUGCUUUAAGGCUUUAUAUCAGCUGUUAAAACUGCUUCAGAGAUAAGGUUGUUGAAACAGUGUCUAUGAUGAACGGGCCCAUGGAAAAGAAUGGAGAUGCAGAGCUUGUGGGGAUGGGACUUCGUGUCUCUGUGUCCCCUGCACAAACUGCCUUUUACAUCAUCCUGGUGAUGCUGGGCAUCCUGGGUAAUGCCACAGUGGUUGGGGUGAUUGGUAAGAGUGUAAUCAUGGACCGUGGAGGUGGACGUAACUCGGACAUCAUUAUCAUUAACAUGGCACUGUCGAACCUGCUGGUGUCUGUGAUGAGGAACACACUGCUUGUCAUCUCAGACAUGGGACUCGAGCUGUACUCAUCCAAAGAGUGGUGUCAGUUCCUCAUGGGUGUCUGGGUGUGGCUGCGAUCAGUCAAUGUGUGGUCAACGCUCUUUCUCAGUGCCUUCCACCUGCAGACCUUGAGGCGGGUGGCUCCUACUAUUGGGAACCUUCAAAGGCCUCGGGGCGCUCCCAGGACCCUACUGCUCAGUCUGGGCCUCAUCUGGCUUCUAAACUUUAUUUACUCCAUUCCUGCUCAUAUCUUUUCCACUAGUGGGAACAUGAACAGCACAGAGACCCUGAUGCUGGUGAGCAGCACAACACGCCCCCUGCUGGGUUGUGUGUGGAACUUUCCCUCCAUCUUCAGUGGCCUGGCCUAUGCCACCACAUCCAUGGUGAUCCAUGAAACAAUUCCCAUAAUCUUGAUGGCCUUUACCAACCUGGGCUCCCUUUAUACGCUCUACACGCAUGGCAGGAUGCGCACCUCGGCGCAAGAUGCACCCGUCAUAAAGCGAGUACCAGCUGAGAGACGAGCGGCCAAGGUGAUUCUCGCUCUCAUCAUGCUCUUCAUUGCAUCCUGGGGAACCAGCAUUAUCUCUGUCAACUAUUUCAACUACAACCGCGGCUCGUCUGCUGAGUUUCUUCUGGUCAUUGCUCGAUUUGCCAACAUUAUCUUCAUUGCCAUGUCACCAGCUGUUCUGGCAGUUGGCCACCGGCGGCUGCGUUCUUUCAUGAAGUCUGUGCUCGAUCACUGACCGAGCAACAGUACACUCUGCUGUGCCAGUCUCCAUGUAUGCGUGUGACUGUAGAGCUGCGUGAUUGACUGGAUGAAAGGCAACUGAAAGCAUCUUUAUGUAGAUAAGGCUGAUAGUUGGUGACACAUUUUUAUUUGUACAGUCCAAAUAAAUGGUCAAAAGAAAAUGAACAAAAAUAUCAUGGACAUUUCCAUCAGGAUUUAUAAAAAGAAUGUCAAAAAUAUUUAUUUAGAUUACACUGAUACAUGAGUUAAUAAUUAUCAAAUACUGCCAAUGUCUUGAUCAUUUUGCUUUAUGGGUUAAGUGUAGAGUUGGUGUGAUUUGAAAGCAGAAUCAAAGGUUUACUGUUACUGUUUGAAACAGUGAUUCUCACAGUGGUGUGAGUGGAUACUUUGGAUCACAUGUAGGGUUGUUAAUGAGAGACAUGGUUUUAUUAAAGGUAUUAGUUACCAUGA
Molecule: messenger RNA, 1839 nt
Organism: Thunnus maccoyii (southern bluefin tuna)
Lineage: Eukaryota; Metazoa; Chordata; Actinopteri; Scombriformes; Scombridae
Product: olfactory receptor class A-like protein 4
Exons: 5
Coding region: 383-1384 (333 amino acids)
Biological process (GO): G protein-coupled receptor signaling pathway
Cellular component (GO): membrane
Molecular function (GO): G protein-coupled receptor activity
Source: RefSeq, a predicted model, not a curated record